GAGAAGGCGUCAACAGAACAGCUAAAACUCAUUCUAACAAAAAUGUGAUAACAAGUGAUUUCCGAAAAGUUCUAAUUUAGUUUUGUUUUAUGCGAAUUUCAUUCAGGAAUAUACCAAUGAAGUCUUCAAAGAGCGCCGCCAACAAGAAGUGCAAACCGAUGGAUUAUACAAACUAUGCCUAUAAUGAGGCUGUUAGCCGGCUAAAGUUAAUGUUGGCCGAAUCGUAUGCCCCGCCCAGAGGUGGUAGUGGCGCCGGCUCAGCUGCGGGCGGUGGUAGUGGUGUUGCAGCGGCGUAUUUGCGGCAUGGAAAUGAGGAUUCCACGGAUAAUUAUUCAGAUAAUUUGUCGGUUAUCGAGCGUCCUAUUUAUUCGGAUAUUUCGAAGUACUUGUCACCAGCUCAAAAGUCACGCUUUAGUCCGGGUAUUCGCACAAAACCGAAACCUUACAAUGCUUUCUCCAAGGAUAAUUUGACACUUCAAAUGCCCUAUACGGGCAGCACUACCACCGCAACCGUUCCACUGGAAUAUUACACAACCAGCAAAUCACAACAACCCGCCGCUGAUAGUGUACAUGCGCCAGUUGAGAUUUUCAAUUUCAUCGAGAAGCAAGAGGACUACAUUGAGCAACUGGAGAAAGAGUCCAAAUACUGCCGCAAUGAGUUGUCCAAUUUGCUUGGCAAAGUCAAAGACGUGAUCAACGAGAAUACGCACCUCACGGAGACCGCACGCUCCGAGUUAGCCACAUUGAGCUGUGUCGAUAAGACACUGCCCACAACAAGUCCCUCCUCGGAUAGUGAUGAACGGCAGCAAUACAAGAAGAAGGCUUCCACAACACCGCGCAGCAAGAAAGACUCUUCCUCUGGCACGGUGAAAUCACCUCGAUACGCGUCAGCACCAAAUAUCGUCUACGAAGCGCGCAUAAGCGAGCUCGAAGCAGAGUUGAUGCAAUCAAAUAUCGAUUUGAAACGUUUGAAAACGGAAAAUGAAGAGCUCAAACGCAAAUUGGCACACGUUGACCCACUAGUGCUAGCUGGUGCCCAUGCAGCCACUCCAGCUACUAACUCGUCGGCCGCUAAUUGUGACGCGCAUCGCAAACAAAUCGACCACCUGCAGCAGGAGAAGAAUGCGCUCGAGGAUAGCGUGCGGCAGCUGCAAAAAAUGUUGGACGAAGCCAAGUCGCAGCAGUACCAGAGUGGGGCCUCGUCCAAGCGUUACAUCAGCGAUCUAGUGCAGAUGGAGCGCUCACAGGCGGAGUUGGAGGUGAAGCAUCUGCGUGAGGAGCUCGAUCGGCAGCAUGAGCGUGUGCGCGAGCUACAGCAUGAGAUGGCGCGUCGCAUUGCCGAUGAACGCGCCAAUGCCGAACGACGCUACAACACGCAGGUGGAUCAAUUGGGCGGCGAUCUGAGCAAUCAGUGGGAGCAGGUGGCCAAAUUGCAAUUGGAUUUGGAACGUGAGAAACGUUACGCAAACGAUCUAAAGCGUGAUCUCUCGAAUCGCAAUGCACAGAUCGAUGAGCUGAAGAUGGAGCUGCGUUCAAAUCGGAAUACUUUCUUGGCCGAUAUGGCGCAAGCGAAUGCGGAGAAGCAAUCCUUGGAGCAGGAAAUCACUUCUUUGCGGCUGCAGCUGGAUCGUGCGGCGCGUGAGGCGAAAACUGAGGCGACGCGUCUGACGGCCGAGAUCAGUUCGUUGCGACAGCGUUUGGAUCGCGGCGAUGCCGAUUUGUUGCAUUCCAAGCGCGAGGUGCUGCGCCUGAAUGAUGAGAUUGCCAAUUUGGAGAAAGAGCUGGCCUACGGUGAGAUGAAAAACGAAAUUCGGCCCACUAAAAAAGAUUUAGAUAAGCGUAUGACAGAGAUGCAUGAUAAGCAUGCCGAAACCGUAAAUGAACUUGAGAAUAUGAUACAGAAUCAGAAGCAACUCAUGGAUAAAUUGACUAGCGAAUGCAAAACGUUGACGAGUAAACUCGAGGAUACAGCUAUCAAACACAAAACAACAGCAACAACAAUGCCGAUAGACAGUAUUACAACCACAAAACUCCAACCGACCACGUCAAAGCCAACAACCACAAGGCAAGUGCCAUGCAAACCGCCUACAGUGUGGGCAACAACGCCGUCUGCGACACACGCACCCAGGACGCGCACGACAACGCCAACUCCCUAUGUAGCAACAACAACAACUACAACCAGCGGCGUCGCUUGGUCUGUGCCAACACAUUUGACAACCACCUGCUCACAGACGCCGGCAAUGAAAACGACUACAAAAACAAAAGAAAUUGUCAGCGAAGCUACAACGAAACAGGCCUCAGCACCAGCACCAACACCACCUACCACAAGCAGUUCAUUAACGGGCACCAAGCCAAAAAUACCGCUAGCAACUUCGCUAGCGGCCACAAGCGGAAACGAGUACGUUUUGCCGCCUAAGAGUGCUGUCGAAAAAGAUUUGGAAGCAGUAGACACACAUAGAUCACGCUCACCAGCACCAAAGCUAUCACAGAUGCGUCGUCGCCACGGCUACGGAAGUGACGAGGAUAUCCUAGCGAAUAUUACGAAAAGCAACGAGCGACUCGAACGCGAACUAGCCAAAAUGCCACCACUUCCUACGUUGCCACUGUCGGUGCAUCGACGCCAGCAACGUUGUGCACAUUUGCGACGUACACCAUCGGCUUUUCUGCGACGCAGCGCCAGCGAUGAAGGUGGUGGUCGCGGCGCGACCAAGACGACGAACGCCGCCGAAUGGCGUGAACUCUACGGCACUCAUGGUAGUUGUAGUACAGACAUGAAACACUUAGCAAGUUGUACACAUUUUGAGCCGAUAGCGUGCACAUGUUGUUGUAGUGCAAACAAUGGGGAAAGCAAUAUUAGUAGAGCGCCCACAGGGAAGCAAACACAAUGCACCGAUAGUAAAUAUUUCUCUGACACUGCGUACACGUUGGGCGCGAACACUGGCACAAAUGUAGACACAACAACGGCCACAAAAACCAGCACAGCUGUCACAGCUGUCACAACAAAAAAAGCAGCAUUUGCACAUAGUUUUUGUAGCAGUUGUCACAACUAUACAUGGGAUGCGCACGCCGUUGCCACAAUCACUACACCCACAGCAACUUGUAAAACACAGAGUAGGUUAAAAGGACAGGCGGCAAGUGGCACGCUGACAGCGGAAACGAGCUCUAUCGCAGAUGCGUCCCUAUGUGGUAGUCAUCCUACGACUUCCGUUACAUACUCCACACCUGCGAGGGAAGCGCUCAACACAACAGCUAUACCACCGCCACAUUGCGGCACUCAUUUCAUGCAUUACGAUAAAUCGACUGCCGCACCGAAGCUCUGCACGUCCUGUAAUCCGCUUGCGCCCGCCGCAGCCUGUUCUUCAACGACAUUGCAACCAUCGGCUUGCUAUCCACAUGUACACUGCAAAACAGAGCCGUUGCCUUGGCUGCAACAGCAUCUAGUUUUGAAUCAAACUUUUAGUGGACUCGAACGCCAGUCCGUAGAUUACUGCCAUGCAUGUCAGAGCCCAAGUCAAGGCGAGCACUUGACGGCGCCAACUGAAAGCAAGGCAAAAAUGCCAGAAGCAAGCAAAUCAGCGACUAAGUCAACCGCGAGUCGAGAGGAAGCAGCUACGCGCCUAACGCAACCGAGUUACAAACCACGCACCUAUUUUGAAGAGCUACUGCGUCGCGAUAAAUGCUGUGCGGUUAAGAGGGUGGGUGGUAGUGCGUCCCGCGAGUGCGUAACACCACACGAAUGUGUAGUGGCAAAGAAAAAGCCACGACCACCUGUCAAAGUAGACGUAAAUGUGCGACUGGUGCCCAAGCCGGGUAGAGAGCAUAAGGAGAAAGUAGAAAAAGACACAGCAGCGCCACGCGAAGUCAAAGUACAAUUAACAGAGCCUGCAAUAACAGAUGCCAAGCCCAAUGAGCGCGAGCGGGAAGAAGUUUAUGGAGCGCAAGACCUACCACCCGCCAUAGAUAUACCCGACUUGCCUUUAGAUGACGAAGAACGUCAGCAACUACGCGAAACGAAUGAAAAACUUAUGGAUCGGCUAAAGCAAAUAUGGGCCAGCUAUAAGGAAUUGCAUAUGGAGCGUGAAAAAUCAAGAAAACAGCUGAGUUGGACACGUCCAAAUGGACGUCAGCGGUCUGCAAGUGAUACAGCCGAGUCGACAGGGGAAGAGCAUUUUUCUGCGCUAGCAAACACAAGAACAACAGCAACACCAAUGCCGAUAGACAGUAUUACAACCACAAAACCCCAACCGACCACGUCAAAGCCAACAACCACAAGGCAAAUGCCAUGCACAGCGCCUACAGUGUGGGCAACAAAGCCGUCUGCGACACGCGCACCCAGGACGCGCACGACAACGCCAACUCCCUAUGUAGCAACAACAACAACUACAACCAGCGGCGUCGCUUGGUCUGUGCCAACACAUUUGACAACCACCUGCUCACAGACGCCGGCAAUGAAAACGACUACAAAAUCAAAAGAAAUUGUCAGCGAAGCUACAACGAAACAGGCCUUAGCACCAGCACCAACACCACCUACCACAAGCAGUUCAUUAACGGGCACCAAGCCAAAAAUACCGCUAGCAACUUCGCUAGCGGCCACAAGCGGAAACGAGUACGUUUUGCCGCCUAAGAGUGCUGUCGAAAAAGAUGUGGAAGCAGUAGACACACAUAGAUCACGCUCACCAGCACCAAAGCUAUCACAGAUGCGUCGUCGCCACGGCUACGGAAGUGACGAGGAUAUCCUAGCGAAUAUUACGAAAAGUAACGAGCGACUCGAACGCGAACUAGCCAAAAUGCCACCACUUCCUACGUUGCCACUGUCGGUGCAUCGACGCCAGCAACGUUGUGGGCAUUUGCAUCGCACACCAUCGGCUUUUCUGCGACGCAGCGCCAGCGAUGAAGGUGGUGGUCGCGGCGCGACCAAGACGACGAACGCCGCCGAAUGGCGUGAACUCUCCGGCACUCAUGGUAGUUGUAGUACAGACAUGAAACACUUAGCAAGUUGUACACAUUUUGAGCCGAUAGCGUGCACAUGUUGUUGUAGUGCAAACAAUGGGGAAAGCAAUAUUAGUAGAGCGCCCACAGGGAAGCAAACACAAUGCACCGAUAGUAAAUAUUUCUCUGACACUGCGUACACGUUGGGCGCGAACACUGGCACAAAUGUAGACACAACAACGACCACAAAAACCAGCACAGCUGUCACAGCUGUCACAACAAAAAAAGCAGCAGUAGCACAUAGUUUUAGUAGCAGUUGUCACAACUAUACAUGGGAUGCGCACGCCGUUGCCACAGUCACUACACCCACAGCAACUUGUGAAACACACAGUAGGUUAAAAGGACAGGCGGCAAGUGGCACGCUGACAGCGCAAACGAGCUCUAUCGCAGAUGCGUCCCUGUGUGGUAGUCAUCCUACGACUUCCGUUACAUACUCCACACCUGCGAGGGAAGCGCUCUACACAACAGCUAUACCAUCGCCACAUUGCGGCAGUCAUUUCAUGCAUUACGAUAAAGCGACUGCCGCACCGAAGCUCUGCACGUCCUGUAAUCCGCUUGCUCCCGCCGCAGCCUGUUCUUCAACGACAUUGCAACCAUCGGCUUGCUAUCCGCAUGUACACUGCAAAACAGAGCCGUUGCCUUGGCUGCAACAGCAUCUAGUUUUGAAUCAAACUUUUAGUGGACUCGAACGCCAGUCCGUAGAUUACUGCCAUGCAUGUCAGAGCCCAAGUCAAGGCGAGCACUUGACGGCGCCAACUGAAAGCAAGGCAAAAAUGCCAGAAGCAAGCAAAUCAGCGACUAAGUCAACCGCGAGUCGAGAGGAAGCAGCUACGCGCCUAACGCAACCGAGUUACAAACCACGUACCUAUUUUGAAGAGCUACUGCGCCGCGAUGAAUGCUGUGCGGUUAAGAGGGUGGGUGGUAGCGCGUCACGCGAGUGCGUAACACCACACGAAUGUGUAGUGGCAAAGAAAAAGCCACGACCACCUGUCAAAGUGGACGUAAAUGUGCGACUGGUGCCCAAGCCGGGUAGAGAGCAUAAGGAGAGAGUAGAAAAAGACACAGCAGCGCCACGAGAAGUCAAAGUACAAUUAACAGAGCCUGCUAUAAUAGAUGCCAAGCCCAAUGAGCGCGAGCGGGAAGAAGUUUAUGGAGCGCAAGACCUACCACCCGCCAUAGAUAUACCCGACUUGCCUUUAGAUGACGAAGAACGUCAGCAACUACGCGAAACGAAUGAAAAACUUAUGGAUCGGCUAAAGCAAAUAUGGGCCAGCUAUAAGGAACUGCAUAUGGAGCGUGAAAAAUCAAGAAAACAGCUGAGUUGGACACGUCCAAAUGGACGUCAGCGCUCUGCAAGUGAUACCGCCGAGUCGGCAGGGGAAGAGCAUUUUUCCGCGCGUACUUAUAGUUUAGACAAGGUUGAUGACUACUCCAAGUCCUCUCCGUACAAUUAUGACUCCAUACUCGGCAAGUCCGGCACAUCCGACACAUUCGGCGGCAACGCUACUACCAGUAACAACAGCAACACAACACCCGCCACUACCACCGCCGGCUCCUUAUACAACAAACCCGCUUACGACCGACCACCCACCGUUAGCGGCGAUGCAAACAAUGACUACAACUCCAGCUAUAACAACAAGUAUGGUCUCAACGAUCCCGAUGACGAAAAUAUCAAGGACAAUUUGGGAGAAGGCGAGAAGAGGCGCAACAACAAUGACCUCAUCAGUGGCAGCAACAUCGACGGAGCAAUCAGCAGUGCUGACCCAAUCAAGUCCGACUAUGAUUACACCAAAGACUAUAGCAAAGACUACGACAAAGAUUACACCAAAGACUACAGUAAGGAGUACACCGCUGGCGACGUCAACACUGGUUCCACUGCGGCAGAUUUAUCGGGCAGCACCACCGACCCAAACGUGGCCGCUCCCAUCACCGGCAGCAGCAAUGACUACAAUACCGAUUACAGCGGCUACGAGGGAUAUGGACAGCAACAAUAUGAUGCCAGCGCAUAUGAUGUAUCCGCUUAUGAUCAGUCCGCCUACGACGGCAGUCAGCAGCAGUAUGGCACAGCAGGGCAAUAUGACACUAGCGGACAGAGCGGCUACGACACCAGCGGAGGACAAGGCGGCUAUGCUGACUACUCAGCUACAGACUACGACCAGUCCGCCUACCAGUACGAAAGUACACCCGCAGUGGCUGCCAGUGGAGAAGGCGCAACAGCGACAGCGGCCAGCGAAAAUAUCAAAACACCACCGGCAACCACCGCUGGCAGCAGUGGCAGCGGCGGCGGCGUCGUCGGCACAACACCAACCCCCACACCAACAGCAAACCACCAUCAAAUCCCAGCGGCAGCGCAUCAGCCGGCUCACCAGUCGUGCCAUCUGCCAGUGGAGUCCCCACGAACGUUGCUGGCCGCGCAACAACGGAGAGCCGCAAUCAACCUCGAACGGGCGGUAGCGCUGUGGGGCCAGGAGGUGCCAGUGGCAGCGGAUCAGUCGGCGGAGGAAAAUCCAAUCUGCCACAACAGUCUGCCACGCCCGCCACCAAAAAGUAGUUGCGCUGAGUGGGUGAGCGAUGGUGUGAGUCCGUCCAGUGAGCUGUGCGAUCCAUUUGAGUUGGAGUUUACCAUAAGUAGUCCAAGUUUAAUGCGUUCCUUCGGUUCAGGUUCUUCCUGCACUGAGGUGGAAAAUAAUGGCGAUUUCGAUUCGAUUUCUGAAAUGAGCAUAUCACCGGCGCAGACGGCAAUUAGGCGGAUAACAGUGAUGGGUGCUGAGGCGGAAGAACGAGCGGUUAAUGCGAAUGGUGGAAAUGGAGUGGCGGAGCAACGGAAAGCGGAAAAAGGGCGAACAAUUUAACGAAUGUGACAGUAGCAAUAGUCCAAAAAAUUUUAUUUGUAUGCUUAAGAGUAAGCAAUUUGUAAAAAGAUUAGCUAUUAAUAAAAUGUAUAACCUUAGAGUUAAAUAGCAUGCGAUUGGAACAAAAUUUAAUUUAAAACGAGUUAUUAUAAA
Molecule: messenger RNA, 7994 nt
Organism: Rhagoletis pomonella (apple maggot)
Lineage: Eukaryota; Metazoa; Arthropoda; Insecta; Diptera; Tephritidae
Biological process (GO): neuron migration; establishment of cell polarity; tube formation
Cellular component (GO): centrosome; centriole
Source: RefSeq, a predicted model, not a curated record